Molecule: messenger RNA, 3453 nt
Organism: Cynara cardunculus var. scolymus (artichoke)
Lineage: Eukaryota; Viridiplantae; Streptophyta; Magnoliopsida; Asterales; Asteraceae
Product: disease resistance protein RRS1-like
Exons: 7
Coding region: 15-3326 (1103 amino acids)
Biological process (GO): defense response; signal transduction
Molecular function (GO): ADP binding
Source: RefSeq, a predicted model, not a curated record
UUUAUCAAACUUCAAUGGCUUCCACUUCUUCUUCUGCUAUCAUAACUUCUCCUAGCAACUAUGAUGUAUUUCUAAGUUUUAGAGGCUUAGAUACUCGUGAUUCUUUUACCGAUCAUCUUUAUGAAGCAUUAGAUCGAGCAGGAUUUCACACUUUUAGGGAUAAUGAUGAAAUCAAUAGAGGUGAAGAGCUGAAGCCGGAAAUCGAGAGAGCAAUCAGAGCAUCCAAGGCUUCAAUAGUUGUGUUGUCUAAAAACUAUGCAACUUCCACAUGGUGUCUUGACGAACUUUGGUUGAUCCUUGAGCAAAGGAGGGAGUGCAAUCAUUUCGUUCUACCUGUUUUUUAUCAUGUGGAUCCCUCUGAUGUUAGGAAACAAACUAACACUUUCAAGAUACAAGUCAAACCCUCUACAAACUGGACAAAUGAUAACGUGAACCGGUGGAAGGCAGCCCUUAUGAAGGUUGCUGAUUUGACAGGCCUGGUUCUUUCAGGGCCAGAAACAAAGUUUUUGAAGAGUAUUGUUGAUAACAUUUACAAUAAACUUGCUUGCAAAAUAGUCAAUCUUCCACCUAAUUUAAUAGGGAUGAAUGCUCGAGAUAAAGAUAUCAACUCAUGGUUAAAGCAAUUCGAUAUCAAAAUUUUGGCAAUUUGUGGCAUGGGAGGAAGUGGUAAGACGACGUUGGCCCAAUACAUAGUCUCUUCUAAUUGGCGACAAUUUGAAAUCAUUAGUUUUGUCGAAGGCAUUAAUAGAAUACAUGAAAAACAAGACAGUUUUCAUGAAUUGUACAGAAAAUUUGUCAAAGAUAUUUUAGGAGGUGGAAAGAAGAAAGUUCAACAAGAUAGAUAUAAGCUUGAUCGUGCCUUACAGACAAAAAAGGCACUUAUUGUUCUUGAUGACAUUGUUGAACCAAGCCAAUUGCAAGUUUUUCUUGGAACAGGGAAUAUUAACAAAGAAAGCAAAAUUAUAAUAACAACGAGGAAAAAUAGUACACUUAAAUGGUUCGAGUCUAGAUCUUGGAGAUGUCAAGAGUACUCGAUGGAAUUAUUGGAUGAAGAUGAAUCAUUAGAGCUUUUAAGUCUUCAUGCCUUUGGAUUCAAAAUUCCCAUGGAAGGUUACAAGGAGCUUGCAAAAGAGGUGCUACAAUAUUGUGAAGGAAAUCCAUUGGCUCUUGAAGUGUUGGGUUCCUCUCUAUCAGAGGAUAAUAGCAUCGUAUUUUGGAGAAGUACAUUGGAUUUAUUGAAGAAAGAUAUGAAUUCUGGAAUUCAACGUGUACUCAUGAGGAGCUACAACUCGUUGCCAUAUAUCUCUAACAAAGAGUUGUUUUUGCAUAUUGCUUGUUUCUUUGUUGGCGAAGACACGGAUUAUGUGGCAAAAAUUUUGGAGCAUGAUUAUUCUGCAUCAUCUGGGAUCAAGACCUUAACCAACAAAUGUCUUCUUUCAGUUUCACCAAACAACACAUUGGUGAUGCAUCGGUUGCUUCAAGAGAUGGGGAGAAGCAUAAUCCGUCAAGAGUCAAAACACCUUGCAGAACGUAGUAGAGUUUGGCUUAGCAUCGAUUCUUGUCAGAUAUUGAGCAAAGGAGAGGGUUCAAAAACAAUGGAAGGUCUUGCACUUGACAUUCUAAAGCUUGACACUCAAAUGUCUGACAUACAAAUGUCGUGGAAUGAUUGGCAUAAAAUCAAGUCAUCAGACCUUAAGACAGAUUCACUUAGAAAGAUGGAUAACCUAAAAUUGCUCAAGCUAAAUUAUGUGCAUCUCACGGGAUCCUAUGAGAAUUUUUCAGAAGAUUUAAGGUGGCUAUGGUGGCGUGGAUUCAAUUUGAGAGAAAUACCCUCCGACUUAUUCAAGGGAAGCUUGGUGGCUAUCGAUAUGAGAGAUAGCAACUUGAAAGUAUUUGAACCGCCCAUUGUUCUUCAAUCACUCAAGAUUUUAAACCUUCAAGGCUCGGGAUCUCUAUCCGAAAUCCACAAUAUCAACAGACUCCCUAAUCUUGAGACUUUGAUUCUUUCUGACUGUUACCAAUUGGAUUAUGUUUGUGAAAGUAUUGAAGGCCUUGAGAAUCUUGAACUAUUGAACAUGACAGGGUGUGCGAACCUCCCAUGGAAUUUAGGGACAAAUACAGUCAAUAAAAAGCUAAAAGCUUCAACUUCUGCAUGUAGAGGAAGUUCACAACAAACUUCCUUUUCUUUGCCACAUUCAUUAGUGCGAUUAUUCCUCAAGAACUGCAACCUCGAGUGUACUGAAUAUUCUCCGUUGAGUUUCAGAGUCCAACCAAAAUUGCAGUACCUGGAUUUAGGAGGAGGUUUGUUUGAAUUCUUGCCUAGUUACAAUCAUCUAAAAAAUCUUCGGGUCCUAGAUUUGACAAUGUGCUAUAGACUUAAAUAUCUUUUAUAUCUCCCAAAUACACUUGAAGAAUUAUAUAUAUAUUUAUGCCACUCGCUAGAGAGAAUAACUUUCGAAUCAGAACGGUUCACAUUGCAAGAGUUUGGCUACAAGGGUUGUACUAAAUUGUCUGAAAUUGAAGGCUUUAUUAAAUUGGUACCAGUAGCCAAACUUGAUGAAACUGAUUUGGGACACAUGAUGUGGCUAAAAGAAUAUCAAAAUUGUCACGUGAGCCUGGUUGGUGAUGAUGACCUAACCUUAGGCAGAAGCCGAUGCAUCCAGAUGUUGUACGAAUUUGGUAUAAUGAGCACAUCUUUGCCAUACGUGAAGGAUCCAAACAUGAUGCUAGAGUAUAUGUCAAAAUCUCCAUAUGUGUCUUUUGGCGUGCCUCCAUGUCCUAAGAAUAAGAGGCUCAAAGGAUUAAAUCUGACUUUCAAAUAUACAAUAUUGUCAGGUCAGGAUUGGGCAUGGUUUGCUAAAAUCAGUACAUCCAAUGAUGUUGAUUAUAUGUACAACCCCCAUGUCUUUGGCGACCCUGGAGUUAGGAAAGUUGGUGUAUGGUUAAGCUAUUGGCCAAUUGGAAAUAAGUUAAACAUCGGAGAUAAAGUUAACGUGUCUAUCAUUGUGAUGAGGGGAAUGGGGGUAUACGGGUGUGGUGCAAGCCUUGUGUAUACGGAUGAUGAUGUAGCGGAUGAGAACUUGGAAAACAACUUGCAGUGCGUAGAAACUCUUGGAGGUGAUUUGUCUGGAUUUCAACUAAGCACAGGAGCGUACUACUUUUGUCGGCGUGACUUUUUCGAGUUAAUGGAGGUUGGUAGAUUAACUCCAGGUUGGCUCAGUAUUUUAGUUGGUGACACCAUUGAUGAUACAGAGGUACGAGGAUGGAGAAAGACCGGUCGACCUAAGCCAUCAAAUCCAUCAUUUACGGAGUCGAAAAAGUUUUAGAUCGCAUCAUCCGUAGUACUGAGUUGUGAAUUAUGUUUCUUUGUUUGGCAUAAUUGGUUACAAAAAUAAGAGGUACGCAGUAUAUACUUACACACACAUAUAUAGUUAUAUAAUUAUCAUUCUAUUG